Pteronotus mesoamericanus is the source of this 6675-nucleotide messenger RNA. RefSeq names its product SEC14 like lipid binding 4 (gene SEC14L4). Bases 28 to 1248 code for a protein of 406 amino acids. The transcript has 12 exons. The record is from RefSeq and is a predicted model, not a curated record. NCBI's taxonomy places the organism in Eukaryota, Metazoa, Chordata, Mammalia, Chiroptera, Mormoopidae. Gene Ontology annotation, cellular component: cytoplasm.
CUGCAGAACCUGGCGCCUACAAGCACCAUGAGCGGCCGAGUCGGGGACCUGAGCCCCCAGCAGCAGGAGGCGCUGGCCAGGUUCCGGGACAACCUCCAGGACCUGCUGCCCACCAUGCCUAAGAAUGAUGAUUACUUCCUCCUGCGCUGGCUACGAGCUCAGACCUUUGACCUGAAGAAAUCUGAGGACAUGCUCCGGAAGCACAUGGAGUUCCGGAAGCAACAGGACCUGGACAACAUCCUUACAUGGCAGCCCUUGGAGGUGAUCCAGCUGUACGACUCGGGCGGUCUAUGUGGCUAUGACUAUGAGGGCUGCCCCGUGUGGUUCGACAUCAUCGGGGGACUUGACAUGAAGGGUCUCAUCCUAUCAGCCUCCAAGCAGGAACUCAUCCGGAAACGUAUCAAGGCUUAUGAGUUGCUUUUGCGGGAGUGUGAGCUGCAGAGUGAGAAGCUGGGCAGGAAGGUCGAGACGAUGGUGAUGGUGUUUGACCUGGAGGGGCUGAGCCUGAAACACCUGUGGAAGCCAGCUGUGGAGGUCUACCAGCAGUUUUUUGUCAUCCUGGAAGCAAAUUAUCCUGAGACAGUGAAGAGUUUAAUUAUAGUUCGAGCCCCUAAGCUAUUCCCUGUGGCCUUCAACUUGGUCAAGUCAUUCAUGAGUGAGGAGACUCGAAAGAAGAUAGUGAUUCUGGGAGGCAACUGGAAGCAGGAGCUGCCAAAGUUCAUCAGCCCCGACCAGCUGCCCGUGGAGUUUGGGGGGACCUUGACUGACCCCGAUGGCAACCCCAAGUGUCUGACCAAGAUCAACUACGGAGGUGAGGUGCCCAAGAGCUACUACUUGCGCAACCAGGUGAGGAUGCAGUAUGAUCACAUGGCGACCGUGGGUCGUGGGUCCUCCCUGCAGGUGGACAAUGAGGUCCUGUUCCCUGGCUGUGCGCUCAGGUGGCAGUUUGCAUCUGAUGGGGCAGACAUCGGUUUCGGAGUUUUCCUGAAGACCAAGAAAGGAGAGAAGCAGCGAGUAGGGGAGAUGAUUGAGGUGAUGCCCAGCCAGCGCUACAAUGCCCACCUGGUGCCCGAGGAUGGAAGCCUCACCUGCCUCAAGGCUGGCGUCUAUGUCCUGCGCUUUGACAACACCUACAGCCUGAUGCACUCUAAGAAGGUCAGCUACACUGUGGAGGUGCUGCUCCCUGACAAGGCCUCCCAGGAGAAGAUGCAGGAUGCCAAGGAGACAAGAUCAUCCCCAGAACUAUGAAGACCCUCUGUGCCAGUGCUCUCCAACCCCCUUUGCCCCCCACUCCCUUUCCCCUGCUCUCCCAGGCAGGAUGGUGCUGGAGGUGACCGCAGAGAGUACUCAACCCACAUGUCCAUCUCAGCUCCUCAUGGGACCACCUGGCACAGUGGCCAAGCAGAAAGGGGACACCUAGUGCAUAGGCCAGCCUAAGGAUUCAGAUGAGCGUUUUUAUCCUCUGUUUGAAAAGACUGAGAAUGAAGACCCUGAGGAUGAACCAGCAUCCACGGAGGAAGGAUCCUGUCCACCGAAGUGGCCCUGAGUCCCUCCUGACCUGUCCCAUGGCUCAGCCACACCUGGCACCCAGGCUUGGGGGCUUAAGCCCUAGGCCUUGCAGGGAGCACAGCCUCAGGACCUAAGAUCAGGGAGGCCGAAUUCUCUGCACAAAUGGGCUCAGCAGGGAUGGGUGGGACCAGCUAGAGGGACAGGGUAGAGGGACAGGGCAGGGACAGGGUAGAGGGACAGGGCAGGGCUGAGGGUGUCCCUUCUGGCAGAGCCUCAAGGCCCCUCCAGGGUUGUUCUCCUUCCUUUGGAGGGAAAAUCAGAAAUGGAGAGCAAGACCCAGCAGGUAUAUCCAUCAGAAGACAAGGUCAUGCUCAGCCUUACACAGAGCUGAGUGGGUGAAGCCUGAGUCUCCAAGGGAUUCCCAGUGACUCCCCUUCCUCCCUCCCCACCUGCUGUGACCAGCUGACAUUCAGCUCGGGUUCCUUCUGUCUCAGGGUGGGGGCCAGCACCGAAGCAGAGCCGGAGUAAGCUGGACUGUGCUGGCAUAUUGCAGAACGAGCUGCCACCCCAGGGCCCUCAUCUCAGGCUCUGACUUGCUUCUCGGAGAAGCAUCCAGCUUUUCCUCCAUUUUUAUGUCUUCCAAGGGGACAGCUGAAAGCCAGCUGCCAACUUCUGACCCCACCAUGCAACCCAGCAGCUGGCCAGUGAUGGAUUCUAUUUCUCGAAAGCUGGCUCACCGGGGUGCCUGCAGCCCGGUCAGGAUACCACUUGCUCUGCUGAGUGGACCGCACCCAACAGAGCCAAGCUUGCCGUGAAACAAAUAAAGGAAGCCAUCGAACUGGGAGUGGGUCUGCGGGUUGACUCCAGCUGGCAGUAAAGCCAUUGAACAGGGUCUGGGAGUCCAGGCUGUGCUACCCUGCCCCUCCCCACCCUGCCCCCUGCUCUCUGGCUGGGCCAGGCCAGUGGCCACCAGCAUUCCUAAAGACCUGACCCUGGGGUGACUUGUCCCUCAGCUCUUGACCUCUGCCAAUGAGCUACUUGUUCAUCCUGUCCCUCAGGGCGAAGGAGUACUGUCCUCCAGGUGAUGUCCCCAGGAGAGAGUGGUCCAAAGUCUCUAUAAAAGGGCUCUCCCUGUAAAUCAUUAGCACCCUGGCUGCCCAGGCCCAUCCCAGGGACUGGGAGCCUCAACGGAUGCCACUGUCCAGGUGCUUUGCAACCAAGAAGCCGGGCUCUGGCCCUUUUCCCACCCUAAGAGCCUGUGAUUUCCUUUUCUCCAGCUUAUAGGAGGUUUCUAGAUUUCCCAGGACCUAUUUUUAGCGAGAAAAUGAUGAGGCUUGGGAAGGUGGGGGUAUUCAGGCGAGCUUUGUGAGGUCUCUGGGGCCCCCAGGCCUGCCUCUGUGGCCCCAGCAUCAUUCAGGUUUUCGCGCACAGGUCUGAACAGGGCCUCUGUUGCUAUAAAAAGCAAACUAGCAAAACGAGAAGCCAGAAGAGCCAGUGCUGUGAGGCACUCCUCGUCUAACAGAGCGUUUGAAUAGUUUGGCAAGAAGAAAACCCGCUGUGCCAGCAUCAUGGAGAUGGCCUGCGGCUGGCUGUCUGACCAGAAUCCCAGGACAUCCAUGCUCCAGGGCUGCUCCGCAUCCCAGAUGCCUCAGGCUUUCCCACCACUGGUGCAGCACCGCGUGGUCACCCUCUGUGCAGCCUCCCCGGAUGCUGCCAUGUCUGGAGAACGCUGAGGUCCUCGGGCAUCCCAGAGCCAUUUCGCACUGCCCUUGGCAGGCUGCGGAGGGCACACUCGCUGGGGUCGGAGCAACCCUUUGCCAGGUUUUGCUGGGCCCACCUUUUCAUUUGACAGAGGCUCAUAAUGCCUCACUUCUACCUUUACAACCUUCUGCUUAAAAACAAGGGGUCUUGGGACUUGAACCCUGACCCCUCCAUGUCUAACCAUCCACAGCUGACUCCCUGCCAUCAGCACAGCCUCCUCUGGUUUCCUCGCUGGAAACAAGGGUCUCCCAAAACCCGAUCAGAGAAUUUACCCAAGUACAACUCUAACAAGAGGGUCGGUCAGGUGCGCACUCCAGCGACUCUGAAUCCCAGGCCUGCAGAGGACACGCCGCGUGUUAAGCAGUGACGGCAGCAGCCACCUGCAGAAGCUCCUACCUAGCAAGGUGGGCAGAGGCACUUAAGGAACUGCACAAGGGGGCAUGUCUUCAGCAAUUUUUUAAAGGACUUUUAACACCGUCACUUAAAAAAAAAGAAAAGAAAAUAGAUCAGAUAGCCAAGAGAGGACCUGGCCUGCCUGGAGUUUGUUUCUCUGCUCGUUCAUUUAUUCAUCAACGUUUAGUGAGCAUCUGUCCAGUGCCAGGCACUGCAGGCCCUGGCGACACCAAGGCACUGGGCUGACCGGGCCCCCCCAGCAGGAAGUUUGCCUGUAUUGAAAGAGACAGAAGUGACUUUGACUAUCCAUUAUCCAGUGAGCCUGUCAGGGGCAGGAGCCAAAUUCUGGGGGAGCAGCCAUCAAAGGAACCCAGUGGGGGAUCAGAUGCGCUCUGCCCAAGGGAGGGACCCCUGAAGGGAGAGCUGAAGCAUGUGGGGGUGGCCAGGUGUGGUUCAGACUGAGGAGUGGGGUGUUUGAGGCUGGAGGAAAGCCAGGAGGGCUCUUAGGUUACGCUGGUAACCACUGACUGAUGUUUGCUAUUUGUGAACAACUGUGUACACUUGUUAACAAUGCAGGUUAUGAAACAGAGUGUGUUGUUUGUCAGGAAAGAAUGGCAAAAUCUUGGCAAGAGGCCACAGAUCAAAACUCUUGCUCAAAAGGAGGUGUUUGGAAAUACCUGGCCUCACCUAUCCAGAGGAAUGGAGGCAGGGCCUGCGCUUCCUGGCCCAUCUCCCUAGAAAGCCCUGCAGUCUUCCAAGAGAGGCAGGGAAGAUAAGGAAGGGGGGCGCCUAUGUAGGUGUUUUGAAAGCAGUUGGUAAGGUUUCCCUGCCCCCGAAAUCUCCACACCUGGGUUCAGCUCACCUUCUAAGAGCCCAGAUCAGAGGGGACAUAACUGGGACAAUCACAGCUGCCCAGAGCGGACCUUUAACACCACACCAUGGUGCAGCACUCCACAGUUUGCAAAGCACCUAUAUAUGCAACCCUGAAGGAGACAGGAAUUACAGCCCCAUUUUUCAGGCUGGGAAACUGAGGUUCACAAACAGAAGUGCCUUGGCCAAAGGCUCAGUGUCUAAUGACAGAGGUGGAGCCAGCACCCACCUGUGCUGCCAGCAGGGAAAGAGGGAGCAAGUAGACCCUGCCAGGGAAGGCCAGUUUGGAGCAGGGGACACUGAGAGGGUCAGAGCCAGGGUUCCUGGGGUGAGGGAGGGCCCAGAGUCUGUAGAAAGCUUCUUGGACAUUUGUAGCUCUUGAUCGGAUGUGACAGUGCUGGCCCCACUACACACCUACUGUGUGCCAGGCCCCAGUUAAAACAGGAAGUAUCUUCCUGUUUACAAAUGAAGAGAGCAAGGCUCACAGCAGGAAGAAACUCGUCCCAUCACACAGCAAAGAGGAGGUCAGACGUGAACCUGGAUCCAUCCAUCCAGACAGCAAAGGAGUUUAAUGAACACACUGGGUGGAAGCUUCACAUGUGGUGACUUCAGAGGAGGCCCAUGAGCCAGGCCUGAGCUGAGGGGCCGUCAGGUGACUUCUAUCUUCAGCCACCAGGGAGCGCCAUUGGGCCAUCCAUGCAUUGGUCCUGUGAAGCAUGAACAGGGCUCCCCAGCAUCUGGUUCAUGAAGCCAGGUGAGUUGAGGCUCCAUAGGCUAAGUUCACCAGGCCCAGGCUAUUUAUAGCAGGGCCAUCUGGUGCAGCAGAAAGACGUGGUCCGACCUGCUUCAGAUCCUGGCUCUGCCAUUUGCUGGCUUGCUUUCUAAAACACCUCCGGACCCCAUCUUCCUCGCCACAGCCACUGCGCCGAGUAGGGCCUCCACCUUGAUUAUUAGAAAGGAGUCCAGGAGUCUCCCUGCGCCCACCCCUACACCCUCUUAUCCCCACUCCACAGGACAGCCGGGAAAACCUUUCCAAAGUGAGAAUCUGUUCACACCAGUCCCCGCAUCAGCCCUUCACUGGCUCCCCAUUUCCCCUGGGAAAGGUCAGUCUCAAUUAUGACUUACAAGGCCCUCUGUGACCUGGCCACAGCACCCCCAUUCCAGCUUCACCCAAUGACCGGAACUCACCAAUUCACCAAACUCCUUCCUGCCUCCUUAUCUUUGCUCAUGCUGUAGCCACAGCCCAGGACUCCCUCCCCAGUCCUCUUCUGUGCGCCCUCCCGUCCCCUAGAGGCCUCUUCGGGGAGGCCUUCCCUUGGCCCCUUCCCCACCCAGCCCCUAGCAGGGUUAGAGAUCCUUCUUGAAGCUCUCAGAGCAACAGGACAGGGCUCAUCACACAACAGAAUCACCGUGUGCCUUGUGUCUACCUCCUAUUCAUCCCCUGCCACCAAUUCAGGCUGCGCUCCCCAGACACCCCCAAAAGCCCUACAAAAAAUAACAGACACUAUUGACUGAGCACCUGUGUAGGUCUGCUGCCUGCCUGUGUCAUCUUGUUUAUCUUCACUACAGUGUGGGUAAAAGUGAGGCCUCACACCAGACCUGAGAAGCUCAGGGCUGGCCUGUAGUGUGGGCCUUACAAACUCAGAGACAGAAAGUAACCACAUCAGAUGGUCUGAACAUAAAAAUUCCUAACUAAAAGCACAUAGGUAGUCACAUCCUAAGCCUGUAGCUUCUGUGACAGAGAUCGAUCUCUACUUUAGGUGAGCCUGUCUAUCGUCCAUUUGCAUCUCAAAUAACACAGCUUUGGAAUGUGAGAGUAAUCUCCUUUUCCAGGACCCUCAGCAGACGACCACUGCAGAGCCCCUCAUUGUUCUCUAAUUCCCCAUAUACCAUCUCUAUGUGCUGUUAAUGUUAAUGACCCGGUAUUGUGUACAACUACCCUGAAAAAGAAGUGUGUGUCUCUUCAUUUUACUUUUUAUCCAAUUCCGGAGAUUCCCCCUACUUUGCUUUCUAUCUCCCCUCACCCUUAAUCUACCACCAAUGGAUUUCGUGUAACCCUCCUCACACCUCCUCCUUUGCUUCUAAUGGAUAAAAUAAGCUGCAAAACUUCCAGGCACUGGAGCAUUUUCUCAAUCUGUUGAG